GAGAACUUUGAGUAGGGGGAGUGGAAAAAUUCAUUCAGGAGGUGUCAUUUCGUGUUGUGCUUGCAAGAGAUUCAGUGCAAUUUUGUGUUCAAUUUUCUUUGAGUUUCUCAAUUGUGUGUUUUUUUUUUGAGAAAAGAGAUAGUGCUCCAAUGAUCCAAGAGGACUGUGAUAUUUUCAUAGGAAAUCUCAGUUGUGUGUGCGAAUGACAAUUAUUGGAGAAAUUGUGUGAAAAAUCCCCAGUUUUGUGUGUACAAAGUGCUUCAGGGUUUUCCUCCUUUAUUUCGGCAGCAGAUAUCCCAGGAAAAUGACAAAAUUGACUGAGGAAAUGGUCAUUGCACGGACCAGACAAUCGGAUCUGUCCACAGUGAAGAAACUCAAUUGUUGGGGCAGCGAAUUAACCGAUGUGUCUAUUAUUCGUCGCAUGCGUGGCGUAGAAGUGUUGGCUCUCAGUGUGAAUAAAAUAAGUAGCUUGGCCGAUUUUGAGAACUGCCAAAAUUUGCAAGAACUCUACCUCAGACGGAACAAUAUAAAGGAUUUAUCGGAAUUGGCGUAUCUGCAGAGUUUGCCAAAUUUAAAGUAUCUCUGGAUCGAAGAAAAUCCAUGUGUUGAACGAGCAGGUCCAAGCUACCGAGCUAUUGUGCUUAGAACUUUGCCAAAUCUGCUUAAAUUGGACAAUAUUGAGGUGACUCCGGAGGAAUUGGCUGAUGCUAGGAGGGGUUCUGUUAAGAGGGAUGAUGUCAUAUAUGAAGAUUCAUCAUAUAAUGAGACACCAUCAUCGCAAAAUCAACAGCAAUCUCAGUAUCGUCAACAGAGUCCAAUGCGAGAGAAUCAGAGUCUCGAAAAUACUGAGGAAUCUAUAAGUGAUCCAAUUGAUAGAAAUUCAAUUCCAUCAUCUCCAAUUCAGAGGAGUCCUUCGAAUCAGGAACAGUAUUCACCACCAGAGACAAAUCAACCACCUUCACCGCGAUAUCAACGAGAUCAUCGAGGCUCCUACAAUCAGUAUGAUGUCUCAAUGAGAUCACCUGGAUCUGAUCAGGAGGCAUCUCCAGCCACUGGAUAUCGCGACCGUGUGCCAAUUGCGCCAUCAAUGUCUACACAUUCGAUGAAGGAGUACUAUCAGUCUGACUACCAGAAGCCACAUCCGGCUCAGUAUCGUCACAGCCAGAUGGACCUGACGGAGUGGGAUGAGCACCAGCAGCAGCAUCAUCAGGGUGGCCAUCCUGGUCGUCGGAAUGGGGGCACAGAAGCACCCCGUGAUCCUUAUGCAUAUCGCAAUGGGAAUGCCAAUCGUGAGGAAUGGGAUGACAAUGUGGAAGUUCGUCGGAGGGAACGUCGCUCCGAGGGAAGGUUCAAUGAUAGUGCUAGUGUGGUUUCCAAUGCCGUUCUCAAUCACUAUGCCAGUUACCAUCGACGGCCCGUGAACAGGAAUGCAAACCUACUUUCGGCCACUCUUUGCCUGGUGAAGGAACUGGACUAUCCUAGUUUGGAAGUUGUUGAGCAUGCUGUUCGAUGUCGAAUUGAUGAAUUGGCCACGGAUUGAGGACGAUACAAGGUUUCCUCCUUCAGUUUCUUUCCUUUUAACAAAUAUCUCUUUCAAAAGUAAUUUCAUUCCGAGCGAAACAGACUUUUCUCAUACCAAAAUGAGAACAAUAACUAAUCAUAGUAUCUUGUAGGGAUGAGAUAUUGAACUUUAUGAGAAAUUUUCAUGAAGGAUCUCAUACCCAAGAAAUCAAGACAAAGAGGAAAUAAUGUAGGAGUUUUUUUUUUUGAGAGAAAUUGAAUAUUUUUCCACAACAAAAAUUGCCAAUAACAAAUUUUUGCGCUCCUUAAUUGGAUUUAUUUUAUCCAUUUAUCAAUUAACACGUACGAAUGAGACAAAUACUUAAAGAAUAAAAAAAAAUAAUGAAUUUGAAAUAAUUUUUUUUCAAACAUUUUAACGUGCAAUUUAUCACAUUUUAAUAUAACUUGUAAUAAUUGCUUUAGAGCAAGAUUAUGCAAAUUGUGAGAUAAAAAGAAUUUUUUGUAAAUUGCAAAUAGUGUUGUCUCUAUGGACAUUCAUGUGAGAUAAAAUGAAAGAUAAAAAAAAGAAAAUAUUUUAAUAAUACUAGAAGUGAGAGGGAUUUUUUGUACUUGAUUAUUAAUUUUGUUUUUGCCUCCGAAGUGACUUAGAAGUGACUGCAGUGAAAUUGAUUAAGCAUCACUGAUUCUUUUUUUACCAAUUUACCUAAUGUAGUUUCUUAUUUCGUUGUUAUAGUCAUUGUACUCGAAAGAAACAUGAUAUUAUGUAUUUCCUUGUGGACAGAAGUGAACUUUCGAAAUAAUAGGGCAUUCGAAAGUCUCUUCGAAGAUUUAUCCAAGUUUCAAUUUUUAGAAGAUUUCGGAAAUCAAUCGUUCUUCAACUUUUCUGAAGACCAUUUUCUUGUCUCACAAACCUACUCGGUGCUCCAUUGCCAUUGUUUCUGUAUCUUCGAAAAUAUACAUCAAGUUGACCUCUGAAAAUUUUUGUCGUAUAUACGUUAUUUAAUAGUUUAUUUAUCGAUUUAAAAAAUUAAGGAAAAUCGAUUUUUUGACCUUGCAAUUCUGGAAAUCCCCUUAAUCCUCUCGUUCGGUAAUAACCGUAAUAACCUUCCCGAUUUGAGAACUCUUCCCGUACCGAUUCGAAGGUAUAUCAGAGAGAACUUAUCUAAAAAGCCGUUGGAAGUUCGAACGUUUAAACCGACGAGUUACACAAAAGUGAGUAAGUUCAUGAAAUGGACAUCUAUCAUAAUAAAAUUGCAAUUAAAACGUUCUGCCAUCCUGAAAUUCCACAAAACUACACAAAAUUCACUUUUUGCAGCAAACUUUGCACACUGUUGAUAUUGUUGACGAUUGAAGUGUUAAGAAUAUCGAAAUUCGAAAUUGCAGAACAAUCAGCGCUAAAGCGGCGAGUACAUGAACUUGCACUUUAGGCUUCCGGUAGAUUUUCGAAUAGGUUUGGCUUGGCUUUGGAGUGGCUUUGUCUCUUCGAAAGGUUAUUACUCAACGGAGCCAAUGAAUCUAUCCUAUGUCACACGGCAAUAUCAAUUUUAAUAAUUAGUCUUGUAUGCUUAACAUUUCCUCAAAAGAGCUAUAUUCCUCUCGUUCAGUAAUAACCUUCCUGAUUUGAGAGCUUUCUCCUGUUGAGAUUUUUACUGUAGCGAUUCGAAGGUAUAUCAGGAAGAAUUUCCAUAAAAACCGGUAAAAGUUCGAACGUUUAAGCCGACAUGUUACACAAAAGUGAGUAAGUUCAUCAAAAGCACAUUUUACUGAAAUUGGAAAUCAAACGUUCUACCAUCCUGAAAUUCCACAAAACAGCAUCAAAAUUCGCCUUUUGCAGCAAACGUUUCCACACUGUUGUUGAUAUUGUUGACGAUUGAAGUGUCAAGAAUACCGAAAUUCGAAAUGGCAGAACAAUCAGCGCUAAGGCAGCGACUACGUGAACUUGCACUUUAGGCUUUCGGUAGAUUUUCGAAUAAUUUUGUCUCGGCUUUGGAGUGGCUUUGUCUCUUCGAAAGGUUAUUACUGAACGGAGCCAUUAUGAAUAAGGUUUAUAAAGAACAUAGAGAAAAAAAUGAGUAGUUCGAAGGGGGAGUCUGAAUUCAAUAGUUAAAAAUUCGCUGUAUUUUUCGAUUUUUUUUUUUUUUUGAAAAGAAGCAAACGAGCAAGUUUCAUGAUUUUUUUGUUAUACGUUUAUAUACGUCUUUAAAGUGGUUAAAUAUUAUUUCGAAAAAAAAAGAUGACGGACUAAUAAGCGAUUCACUGGAGCGUCUCGUUGCAGCGGUCCCUAACUGACGGGAAAUAUGCAGCUCGUAAUUCUUGUCUGAGAAAGAAAUUUCAAUUUUCAUCAUCAUCAUCAUUUUCAACCGCUUAUCCCUAUUGGGGUUGUGGGCCCAGGACAUCCAAUUUAGCAGCCCAUGCUUGUCGAUCCUCCGCCACUUAAAUUUAUCGGUCUUUGUGUUAAUACAUCCAAAAAUAAAUAAAUAUUUAAAAGCAAAAUUAAUUCAUUGACUAUUCGAAGAUUACAUACAUAAUUUUAAUUAAUUUAUUUGCAUGGCCGAAAUUACACUCAAAGUGGCCGAAAUUAGAAGCUGGCCGAAAUUUGGCACACUUCUCCUAAUUUGCCCUCUGAACUUUUUAAAUAGCUGAAAAAAUGCAUAUUUUGGGGAAAAAUAUUGACUUUGGCUUGCUCUAAAAAUUAAAAAUCAUUAGAUUAAAAUCAUUUAGGUUCAACUAGAAGGAAUUUAAUCCCAAAGAGAAUAAUCGUUUACUCAUUCCAAUCGGUCAUAAUUAUUUUUACUAUAAUUACCGACAAUUCGACUAAUUGUAAAAUUGAAAACUGCAGGAAACGCACCUCAAAGUUGUAGUUAUUCGCCCAAACGUUCGCUAAUCUGCUCGGCGCUCAUUUGCCUGCGUCUCUGUAUCUUUGAAAAUCCGCAAUUAUUCUCGAUUUAAGAAAAAAAAAACGAUUUUUGACCUUGUAAUUCAGGCUCCCUCCUUAAAUCGUUCAAAUGUACCGCAUUUUCCUCUAGUGUGUUUCUAAGGUAAAUUUUAUAAAAGCUGUAUUUUGUAAGGAUCUUCGUUGGUUUGAAGAGGCGGAAAAGGCGAACUGGAAACUGGACACAAGUGAGUCGAGUAAUUUUCACUCAGCUCACACUCUUGCUACAUUUUACCCCAGUUGUCACUUACAUAAAAAAAUCUAAUUAGAAAACCUAUCGAAAGAUCCUAAACCGGAUAACGAAUUCGUAUUCAGCAAAUCUAUAUAAAGUCGAUGAAGAUGGUGAAAAUUGAACUUUUAAUAGAAUUUCAUAUACAAAUGCCUUUCUAACAUCGAAAGUUUACUUCUGACCACAAGGAUACUUUCACGCGACAAUUUUUGUCUAUUAAAAAUUAUUUGCGUGGAUAGAAAACGAUUGAAGGGUCCGCAGAGAAGGGAUUUCUCUGUUAAAGUUGUUGAGUAGUGGGAAAAGCAAAAAAAGGAAAUCUGUUGAUUGUUGAAUGAAGGAUGAGGAAUGAGCUUUGAAAGUAAACAUCCUCUGUUUUUUGCUAAUUAACAUUCAGGUUGAUAACUGUUGAUUGAAUUUUUACAUAUAACGUCCAUUUAAUGGCUUUUUAGCGAGUUAAUACGAUACACUCACACAUUUUUUUCUUUCUUUGGAAUGUUUUUUAUGGUUCUUUUUCCAAACUAAAGUGUGUGAGUAAGAAAAUUGUAAAAAAGAGAGUCAAGGGCUUAAAAAUGAAUAAAGAAAAAAAUCUGAGAAUAUAAGGA
This is a messenger RNA of Phlebotomus papatasi, 5284 nucleotides long. RefSeq lists its product as uncharacterized. Gene Ontology annotation, molecular function: protein binding. Gene Ontology annotation, biological process: cytoskeleton organization. The transcript is spliced from 11 exons. The record is from RefSeq and is a predicted model, not a curated record. NCBI's taxonomy places the organism in Eukaryota, Metazoa, Arthropoda, Insecta, Diptera, Psychodidae. Bases 305 to 1540 code for a protein of 411 amino acids.